Pochonia chlamydosporia 170 is the source of this 852-nucleotide messenger RNA. RefSeq lists its product as hypothetical. The record is from RefSeq and is a predicted model, not a curated record. The transcript is spliced from 5 exons. The coding region runs from base 1 to 852 and encodes 283 amino acids. Lineage: Eukaryota; Fungi; Ascomycota; Sordariomycetes; Hypocreales; Clavicipitaceae.
AUGCGAAACCUGGUUAAAAAGGCCGUGGCCCUAGGAUCACUGGCUACAACAACCGCUGUAACGUCCAUAACCGACCCCGAUAUGAACCAGUUGCUGGAUGCCGGGGGUGUUGAACUCGCGAUGAAAGCCCAGCCCAUGUUUCUCAUGGGUCAGGCCGUGGGUAAGCCGCCGUGCAUUCCGACCUUUGCAACCGUAGAUGGCAAGCAGGCCACUCCGUCAAUCUUGUGUGCGUGGCCGGAUUCUGGGUGCCACUGUAGGAAUCCGGGGGUCCCGUGUCAAAGUCCGUUGCCGUCGUUUCCUGUAUAUUUUACGUAUUCCAGGUGUGGGGAUGGAGAGGUACGGAUUGCGUAUAACUUGUUUUAUACGAAGGAUGGGUUUGUGCCGAACAAGAUCUUUGGACAUGCGUUUGACUGGGAACGAGCAGUCGUGGUUUGGAACAAGACGGAGCAGAUUGCGGAAAAUGCUACGUGGGCACCCUCGCAAUUAUUCUUGUCCCAACAUAGGGGGUAUCAAAAGAUAAAAUGGGACCAAAUCAAAAAUACAUUCGACACCAAGGACGCGGGAUUGCCGAGGGGAGGAGGUGACGGGCGAAAGAACCUGGAUCAUCCAAAGUGCUACAUUUCGUCAGCGAAGCAUGAUAUGCAUCAGGAAAAGUCAACGGCGUGGGUUGAUGUGCUCUCACAACUUACAAACAACGCUUUCCGAUCAGACUCGUGGUGGUAUUUUCCCAAACGGGGUGAUUAUAUAUUGGCAGACGGGUCUACAAAUGUAGGCAAGUUGAUAUUGUCGUUUAGCUGGGGAGAUGCGGACUCGACACCGCCUUCAGUUGCGAAGGGACUGUGUGAAGCUUAG